AUGGCCUUUGGUCGCAGACUCGCGAUCCUCCCCGGAGGUCUAGGUGGACUUGGCUCAAGUAUCGGCAAAAAACUGCAACAGCAAGGUGCUCGUGUUGCGAUUUUGUAUGCUCCCUUUGAGGCCGCUCGACGAGAUGAGCUACUUGAGCAGGGUUACGGUGGAGGCUCUGAUAUCAAUGAUAUCCGAACAUAUGAAUGCGAUAUCACGUUCCCCGGACUCUGUUCAGACAUGGUCUCUCCUGAUUUCUCACCUGUUAAUGAGAGGGCGUUUCCAAGCAUCCUAAUCAACACCGCUGGGUAUGUGUCUCUGAGUGACAUGGAGAUCACCCCUCCGGAGGAGACCAUGAAGCAUUUGACAACCAAUGUCUUCGGACCGAUGCUUUGCUCCCAGGCUUUUGCACGUCUCUACUUCGCUGCCUCGAAGGCUGCGGAAUCUUCGCCUAGUCCUCCGCCGCCAGGAAGAAUCGUCAGCAUCUCGUCGCAGGCGGCGCACGUAGCACUGCAUCGUCAUGGUGCGUAUUGUGCUUCUAAGGCUGCACUCCAGGGUUUGACACGCAGCAUGGCUUCGGAAUGGGGAGGUCGUGGUAUCACUUCCAACACUGUCUCACCUACUGUAGCAUGGACGGCUCUAGGUCAGAAAGCUUGGGGAGAAGACUUUGUAAGGGAGGCUUUCCUUAAAAAUAUCCCGACUGGGAAGUUUGCACUUCCCGAGGAAGUUGCUGAAUCGGUACUAUUCCUUUGUCAGGACUCCAGCGGCAUGAUCAAUGGUGCUGACAUUCGAGUUGAUGGAGGCUUUACCAUCCGUUAA
Messenger RNA from Penicillium maclennaniae, 807 nucleotides. RefSeq names its product putative short-chain dehydrogenase/reductase. Lineage: Eukaryota; Fungi; Ascomycota; Eurotiomycetes; Eurotiales; Aspergillaceae. Bases 1 to 807 code for a protein of 268 amino acids. The transcript has 4 exons. The record is from RefSeq and is a predicted model, not a curated record. Gene Ontology annotation, molecular function: oxidoreductase activity, acting on the CH-OH group of donors, NAD or NADP as acceptor.